This is a messenger RNA of Rattus rattus (black rat), 2161 nucleotides long. RefSeq names its product stathmin 2 (gene Stmn2). Gene Ontology annotation, molecular function: tubulin binding. Gene Ontology annotation, cellular component: cytoplasm; neuron projection; growth cone. Gene Ontology annotation, biological process: microtubule depolymerization; neuron projection development; regulation of microtubule polymerization or depolymerization. The record is from RefSeq and is a predicted model, not a curated record. The transcript has 5 exons. Bases 334 to 873 code for a protein of 179 amino acids. Lineage: Eukaryota; Metazoa; Chordata; Mammalia; Rodentia; Muridae.
GGCUCCAAAAUGGGGGGGAGCUUCCAGGCAGGAGCUGAUUUCCAUUUCAAACUGCAUUCUGGUACUUUGUACUCCAGCACCAUUGGCCGAUCAAUAUUUAAUGCUUGGAGAUUCUGACUCUGCAGGAGUCAUGUCAGGGGACCCUGAGAGCCAAUCUGCUUGAGCUUCUGCGUGAUAAUUAUUCAUGGGCUCCUGCCUCUCGCUCUUUCUCUAGCACGGUCCCACUCUGCAGACUCAGUGCCUUACUCAGACUCCUCUCUCGCUCUCUCCGCGGCUACAGCUGGACCCUUCUCCUUCGCCUUCGCCACCGCUCCGAGCGUGCACAUCCCUACAAUGGCUAAAACAGCAAUGGCCUACAAGGAAAAAAUGAAGGAGCUGUCUAUGCUGUCACUGAUCUGCUCCUGCUUCUACCCGGAGCCUCGCAACAUCAACAUCUACACCUACGAUGACAUGGAGGUGAAGCAGAUCAACAAGCGUGCCUCCGGCCAGGCUUUCGAGCUGAUCUUAAAGCCACCAUCUCCCAUCUCGGAAGCUCCACGAACUCUAGCUUCUCCAAAGAAGAAAGACCUGUCUCUGGAGGAGAUCCAGAAAAAGCUGGAGGCUGCAGAGGGGCGAAGGAAGUCUCAGGAGGCCCAGGUGCUGAAGCAGUUGGCAGAGAAGAGGGAGCACGAGCGAGAAGUCCUCCAGAAGGCCUUGGAGGAGAACAACAACUUCAGCAAGAUGGCGGAGGAGAAGCUGAUCCUGAAAAUGGAACAAAUUAAGGAAAACCGUGAGGCUAAUCUAGCUGCUAUCAUUGAACGUCUGCAGGAAAAGGAGAGGCAUGCUGCCGAGGUGCGCAGGAACAAGGAACUGCAGGUUGAACUGUCUGGCUGAAGCAAUGGCGGGUAUGGCACGCCCCUCCCAUAGUAAAUCCCCCUGCCUAUAUUAUAAUGGAUCAUGCGAUAUCAGUAUGGGAAAUGUAUGACAUGGUUUAAAAAGAACUCAUUAUGAAAAAAAAAAAACAGAAUCAAAAAUAAAAUAAAUCAAUGCGGUCUCUUUGCAGAAUGUUUUGCUUGAUGUUUAAAAAAGUACCUUGGAUCUUAUUUUGUAAAUAUUUACAUUUUUGUUAAAAAAUACAAGUAUUGCAUUAUGCAAGUUAUUUCAUAAUCUUACAUGUCCUGUAACAGGCAUUCGAUGUUGUGUCUUCCCACUCAAAUGAAUUUGCUAGCUCUGUUCUUUUGGAAGCUCCCCCAUGUUGAACUCAGUCCCUGCCCUUUUCAUUCCAACCCAAAAAUGAGGUCAGUAGACAGUCUAUGGUGCUAGAAACCCACCAUUGCCUAGUGACCUAGAUGACUCUAUAAUCUCCGAGCUUGGCCAAGACCACACCUAGAUCGUGGGGACCGUGUGCCCAUGUGAACCUCCACAUUUCUCUGCUCAUAAUCUGCUUCCUGCCUAGAAACCACAAAGCCAGGCUAAGGAAAUCCACCAAUCCUAGCACUGACUUCUGCUUCUCGUGGAGUGUGUGUUUCACACGUGUUUGGGUUUUAGAAAGAGAUGGAUGGGAAGACAGAGCUGUGCUCAAUGAGGGUAGAAGGGCGAGGCUGAACCUUCUAAUGGGCCGAACACAAACACAAAGCCAGAGGGUUCGAGCGGCCAUGACGUUGUUCUUCAUGAAGUGGGCUUACUUCUCUUGUUUCGGUUAUUUUGAUGGAAUGACUUAAUCAACAUGUCGGUGGCUUAUCUGUGGGUGCCAUGGGUGACGAUGUUCGUUUUAAGCUUUUGCCUGUAGUACAAGCACAUGAUGCUACUAAAUAUUUUUCCACUUGGAGACUGUGAGCUGGUUGUUGCAUUAAACACACAAACGAAAUCACAAACACUGUGGACUGUUACUCAAGCUGGUCUUUCAUCCCCAGUGUAGGGCAAUCCUGCCUAUAAACAAGACCAAAUCACUCCAUCUGUGACGCUGCCGCAGUUAAGGGGGCUAGGCAGGGCAUUUGUGCCACUGUAAGAAUCAGCAGAGACCCAGCAUACGUACCUUUUGCAGUUUUGAAGUUGUCUCUCCCCAACUCCCAACUCCUGAAGGUUGCUGCCUGCAUACUUACUCCUCAUCAGUGCUAUCUUCUUGUAUGUCAUUGUGAGCAAACUGUGAUGAAUAAAGAAUUGGAGUUCUGUGAACUAAUAA